This is a messenger RNA of Micromonas pusilla CCMP1545, 420 nucleotides long. RefSeq lists its product as uncharacterized. Gene Ontology annotation, molecular function: GTPase activator activity. Lineage: Eukaryota; Viridiplantae; Chlorophyta; Mamiellophyceae; Mamiellales; Mamiellaceae. Gene Ontology annotation, biological process: COPI coating of Golgi vesicle. The annotation marks the transcript as partial. The transcript has a single exon. The record is from RefSeq and is a predicted model, not a curated record.
AUGGCGCAUCAGGAGGACCGAGACCUCCUUUUCGGGAGGCUGCUCGCGAAGAAGGACAACAAGAUGUGCUUCGACUGCACGACGCCGAACCCGAAGUGGACGUCGAAAAACUUUGGCGUGUUCGUGUGCUUGGACUGCAGCGGAAUCCAUCGCUCGCUCGGCGUGCACAUAUCCCAGGUCAAGUCCGCGAACAUGGACCGAUGGAGCAAGGAGGAGCUCGAUCUGUUCCGCGUCAGCGGCGGGAACCAGAAAGCGCGGACGUUCUUCGCGCAGCACGGGUGGGGCUCGAGCGAGCGCGGGCAGAUCUCACAAAAGUACACCUCGCGAGCCGCGGGGUUGUACAAGCAGUUCCUCGCGCGAGAGAUCGCGGCGAAGAACAGCGCGCUGUCGCCCCCGACGUCGCCGAACGCGGCGAACACG